Moesziomyces aphidis is the source of this 765-nucleotide messenger RNA. NCBI's taxonomy places the organism in Eukaryota, Fungi, Basidiomycota, Ustilaginomycetes, Ustilaginales, Ustilaginaceae. The record is from the annotation of a GenBank genome assembly.
AUGUCGCACCUCAAGUACGCCGAUGCCAAGUAUGUCUUCCUCACGGACUUUGACGGAACGAUCACGCUGCUCGACUCCAACGACCACAUGGUCGACACCGUCGGCAUGGGCUACACCGAGCGUCGCAAGAUCAACGUCGAGAUCGUCGAGGAGCGCGUGAGCUACCGCGAGGGCUUCAAGCAGAUGAUCGAGUCGGUCAAGCGUCCCUUUUCCGAGAUGGAGGAGCUGGUGCGUCGCGACGUCACCCUCGACCCGGGCUUCAAGGAGUUCUACGCCUUUGCCAAGGCCAACAACAUCCCCGUCAUCAUCGUCUCGUCCGGUAUGACGCCCAUCAUCCGCAGCAUCCUCUCCAACCUGAUCGGCGAAAAGGACGCCAACGAGAUCGACGUCAUCUCCAACGAGGUCAACUUCACCGACCCCGAAAAGAAGGGCACCACCUGGGAACUCGUCUACCGCCACCCGGACAACCACUUUGGCCACGACAAGAGCCUCUCCAUCGCCCCUUACCGCGAACUCAAGAAUCGCCCCACGCUCUUCUUUGCCGGCGACGGCAUCUCGGACAUGUCGGCCGCACGCCACGCAGACGUCCUCUUCGUAAAGGACAAGCAGGACAACGACCUGGCCACCUACUGCCGCACCAACAACAUCCCCCACCACAUGUUCAAGGACUGGACCAUCCCCAAAAAGAUGCUCGAACAGAUCAUCGCUGGCGACAUCAAGGUCGACGACGUUGUCGGCAAGAGCUCCAACAACGGCGAUUGGUAG